Molecule: messenger RNA, 574 nt
Organism: Prorocentrum cordatum
Lineage: Eukaryota; Dinophyceae; Prorocentrales; Prorocentraceae
Source: the annotation of a GenBank genome assembly
AGGGCAAGCCUUCCAGUACGGCAUGGACCGCGACAGGUCUGGCACGCUGCCUCCGAAGGAGCUGGCGGUAUUUUGCCGAGCUGUCGAUUACAACGGAAACCCCAGUGACUUGUUUGUGGAGCUGGACAAGGCAAUGAAGGGCUUCGUCACGUCCGACGAUCUGGACAUCUUGAGCACACUGGACUGUGCAGAGGUGGCCAGCAGGAAGCCCGCGAAGCAGUGGACGCAGCGCGCUUCACCGGGCGUGAGUCGCGCGAGGGGCUUCCACGGCACCGGGAGCAGCCUGCUCAGCAUGGCUGGGGUGGAGGCAUCAACGCCGCGGUCUGCGAUACGCUCGCCUGAUGUCUCAUCCAAGUUCGGUAACAGCAGAUCUAGUGUGCUCUCUGAGGCGUUGCACAGCUUGCCAGCUGCUGCAGAUGCCCGCUGGGCGCCUUAGCGAGGGCAUGUAAUAGGCAGGGCGCGCUCUGCGCGCGUGGCCGAAAUUCCUGAACUGCAGCCGGGGCAUCCAAACACUCCGAUCUUGGCCAGCUCUGUCCCAGCCGAGCUGUGCUGUCUCACUCAUGUUCGGGCCGUC